Molecule: messenger RNA, 2805 nt
Organism: Etheostoma cragini (Arkansas darter)
Lineage: Eukaryota; Metazoa; Chordata; Actinopteri; Perciformes; Percidae
Product: protein APCDD1-like
Exons: 5
Coding region: 379-1917 (512 amino acids)
Biological process (GO): negative regulation of Wnt signaling pathway
Cellular component (GO): plasma membrane
Molecular function (GO): Wnt-protein binding
Source: RefSeq, a predicted model, not a curated record
AGUCUUUGAACACAAGUAGGCCUACAAACAUCCUCCAGGACGCACAGACGGAGGACGUGCGUAACAGUAACCGAGCUGCUUUAUGUCUACUGUGAACAACAGCGUUGAAUUCCGUUAGCGUGUCCAGAAGAAAAGUUGUGACUUUCCUUCGUUUUCUAGGUGCUUUUCAGCAGGUAAACUACAGCGGGGUUUUUAUUUGCUGUUGCAAUCCGGAGGCGUGUUACCUUAUGAUGCUCGGAUAUCUCAGAAGUGUAUGCUCCCCGCGUUGGAUGCAUAAUGCAAGGAUUUGUGUUGGAUUAAACAAGGACGCUGUGUAAAGGAAAACCCGAACUCCCCAGUGUGACCAGUGACGCUUGUUUGAAUCCUCUAAAGUGCGGAAUGGGGCCGACAUCUACACUGCUUAUUGUUGCUUUUCUGGGCUGGGCUGAAGGUGGUUCAUCUCUUCACUACUCAGAUGGUCAAUCCAGCCGUCUCACUCUGGAGAAAACCUUUGGCCGGUCAGUCAAAGACUCCCAAUGCCAACACAUGUUGAAGCACCUUCACAAUGGCGCCCGAAUCGCUGUGCAGAUGCCUCCCGACGUAGAGGGUCACUGGGUGUCCACAAGCUGUGAGGUGAGACCUGGCCCGGAGUUUCUGACACGCUCCUACAGUUUCCACUCCAACAACAGCUUUGAAGCUCACCAGUUCUACUAUGAGGACAACCACUGCACCAAACCCACCUACACUCUGGUGAUCCGGGGUCGUCUGCGCCUACGUCAGGCCUCCUGGAUCAUUCGCGGCGGUACAGAGGCAGAGUACCACCUCCAACGGGUCCAGAUGGUUUGUCACACCGUUACUGUGGCUAAAGAGCUCAGCCAGAGGCUCAACCGCAGCUGCAGAGGGGCCGUUAAGGGCCCCUGGGAGCCCGGUGUGAUCUACUCGCUGUGGAACGAGGAGGGUGGCUACGACUGCUCCAGGGAGCUUAACUUUGCCAUGCAUGAGCUGCAGCUGCUGAGGGUGGAGAAGCAGUACCUGCAUCACAACCUGGAUCACCUGGUUGAGGAGCUGUUUUUAGGAGACAUUCACACGGAGCCAUCCCAGAGGCUAUAUUACAAGCCGUCCAGCUACCAAACCGCCCUGCAAAACGCCAAGAACCAUGACAACGGCUGCAUCGCCUGUCGUAUCAUCUACCGAUCAGAUGAGUUCCACCCUCCCAUCCUGCCGCCACGGGCCGACCUGACUGUCGGCCUGUACGGUCAGUGGGUGAGUCAACGCUGCGAAGUUCGUCCUGAGGUCCUCUUCCUCACUCGUCACUUCACCUUCCAUGACAACAACCACACCUGGGAGGGCAACUACUACCACUACUCUGACCCCGUCUGCAAACACCCCACCUUCACCAUCUACGCCCGCGGUCGCUACAGCAGAGGGCUACACUCCACCCGUGUCAUGGGUGGGACAGACUUUGUCUUCAAAGUGAACCACAUGAGAGUAAUUCCCAUGGACUUUGCCACCACCUCCCUACUCAACGUCUUCAAUGGUAAUGAGUGUGGAGUGCAGGGGUCCUGGCAAGUCGGGGUGGAGCAGGACGUCACUUUAACCGACGGCUGCGUGGCAUUGGGCAUCCGUCUCCCCCACACGGAGUAUGAGCUUUUCCGCAUGGAGCAGGACGCUCACGGCCGCUACCUACUGUACAACGGCCAGCGUCCCAGCGACGGCUCCAGCCCAGACCGGCCGGAGAAGCGGGCCACCUCCUACCAGAUGCCCCUGGUGCAGUGCUCUGCAAGCAGCCAGCCGUCAGAGUACAGCAGAAGGGAUGACAUCGACAGGCAUUUACUGCACCACAACGACUGCCCAGGAUGGCACAGAGACAGACAGCAACACACCACAGUGGCUCUCAUCGCAUUUCUAACGUCUCUGCUUCUCAGAUGGCAAAGCUAGAGAGCAGUUUGGGUUUCUUCUUUGUUUUGUUUUUACAAAAAGACAAGUGUGGAUUAAAAGAACAGACAGCAAAAUAAACUUUCUACUUCUCUUAUGUGAAAGAGGAUGAAAACUGGUGUCCCUGAUCCUCUGAACUCUCACCGAGCUCCCUAAGACUCAACACUGCUGCACCACAGAAACUUUAGCACUUUAGAGCGGAACCAAAGACCAACCUGUCUGUGUUUUCACAAGUAUACAAAGAUGUCUAUAUAUAUCCACACAGACCUAAGAGUAUGUUUUAUACAGUGUAUUUACAAUAAGUACCUAUACCUAUCAAGUAAUCUUCAUCUGCAGAAAGACACAUUAAGCUCCCUGUCUCAAGAAGAUGCACUUGUGGAUAGUGUCUGUUUGCAGUAAAAGGGAAUGACACUACUUAUAUUAUUGCAGUUUCUUUAUGUGUUAAAAAUCAGUUGCUGACAGUAGGAGAAACUUAUACCAAGAGGAUACACAUGUUACAAUAAAGUAAAUUUCAUGCAUUCUAAAGAGACAUUUUUAUUUGCUCACUCGUCAUGGAAACUCCAUUUCCAUUGGGGCUGUUUGAAAUUAUAAUCAUACUCUGAUUGUGAAACUGCACUUGGAAAUUUUGUCUCAAUAAGUGAAUAUUUCAGAAACACUGUAAAAUUUGAAACAAGACAAUAUGGCUAAAUGCAAUUGAAUUUGUUGUAAUAUGAAAAUUAAAUUAUUGCAUUGAAUGGUGUUCCAUUGUUGUGCUUACAUGCACAAAUGCCUUACGUUGUUUGGGAUUAAACAGCGGAGUUUUGCAAAAAUUACUACAGUAUGAUAUUGCAAUAUGAUUCCAAUACCUAUACUGUAAAUGAAAAUAUUAAAUUGUUGCCCAGUCAAUUUAUA